Messenger RNA from Podospora pseudocomata, 5940 nucleotides. It is a transcript of the gene CDC24, whose product is annotated as Guanine nucleotide exchange factor for Cdc42p. Gene Ontology annotation, biological process: establishment of cell polarity; septin ring organization. Gene Ontology annotation, cellular component: division septum; nucleus; mating projection tip. NCBI's taxonomy places the organism in Eukaryota, Fungi, Ascomycota, Sordariomycetes, Sordariales, Podosporaceae. The transcript is spliced from 4 exons. The record is from RefSeq and is a predicted model, not a curated record. Gene Ontology annotation, molecular function: protein binding; guanyl-nucleotide exchange factor activity. The coding region runs from base 1507 to 4614 and encodes 1035 amino acids.
UGAUCUCUAAGAGUUAUUAUCUUCUCUCUAGAACAGCAAAAAGAUCGGGUAGACAAGUACUUGGACGAUGGAGGCUCGAAACACGCUUCGGCAAAGCUCGAGGGAUGUGUUAUUCCCAAACACACUCGACACAGGACACUUGAUUCCAAAAACAGUCAUGCGGAACGGCACGACAUGGAAUUGUCAGGUAAACCGCACUUUGUCCUGGACCUAUUGGCCGAUCGACCAGGCACACACAGAGGGAGACGGGGGAGAAUGUCACUCUCCUGCAGAGAGCACGUUACCGUUACCGCGAGGGACAUUGACGACUAACAAGGCUGAGAAGGGGACAUCAACAUUCAUGUUGCGAUUCUAUAGCCAAGGGUGGCCCAUCACAGCAGCAGCGACAGUCACAUAGACAAAUCAAAAAUGCAUUACAUUCGUUCCCAGCAGUAAUGAAGGCCAAAAUGACAUUUCCUAAGCGGAAUCUCGUCAGCGGGCAGGCUAGCGGUCAAGUACCUAAAGUUAGGGACACUGGCCGCCAGCCGUUGAUCACACCCGGCCGUUGUCCCCGCCCCGCCCGCACAUUUCUUGGCCCCCAUUUUCUCCCACGGGCACCACUCAGCACUCACCACCACCACAGACCACAGCGAACUGGAACCCACACGCUGAAGAGACAACGCCCCAACCCCGGGCUGGCUCAUCCUUUUCGCACGCCAACCAACCAUCUCCGAGAGCGGUCCUUGCCACGACCUUUCGUUUCAAACCACAUCUCAACACCGCACCCGCUACCCGCUACGUGCGCGAGAUCGAGUAGCACUCUCGUCAACGUUAUCCUCGCACUUUUUGCGACAUCGCGAGCCGGCGCAACACCUCGCACACACCCGACCGCACACCGACACAUCACCACCACUCAGCCACACGCUGUCCGCGAGAAAGGGAGCCGACGAGCCAAGGCCACCCCAGCCACGGGAGAGAGCAGCACCACGCAGGAACUGGGAUCGGCCACGCCCGACGAGACGACCGGAGCAUAGACACAGUGUUGCAACGCUCUUGACUACGACGACGACGACGACGACGAAGACGACAUUGAUAGACUGCGACGUCGAGCUCGCAGCAUCACGGAUUGGGCACUUUGCACUAGCAACCGGUAGAGAGACGCCGCGGCCAGCACCUGCCAUUCCGGCGACAAGCGAUACAAAGUGGCGGCGAGGAAGCAAGCGCUGCGGGACAAGGCAAACAAGGCGGGAGCCGACAAGCUAGCCUCGACAAUACCCGGUGCGACUCGAGAUCCUCGAAAAAAGUAGACUUCAGCUCUGGCUAGGUUGCAACAUUCCGCGAGCCGACCGACCUGACAUUCAUCCGCCCUACACAGCGAGCACCUAGCUGCGUCGCUGUUGUAUCCCGAAUUCAAUUCCUUCCCCUGACCGACCGAUCGAGAUCUGUAGAGGCCCAACGUCGACGCCGACUCCGGUUACUGCCUCUAUAGGCAAAUCCACACGGCGGUCUGCGGAUGGAGAGCUGGUUAUGGCCCAUGCUCCCCUACUCCGCAUGAACACCGGCCCUGCCGCAACAAUGGAUGUUGUCGAUAGAUUAACCAGCAUGACUGUACCUGGCGCGCCACCACGCGUGAGCCAGCUUUCUGGCUCGUCCACUUUUCCAGUUACCAAUUCCUCGACGUCUCUCAACUCUCUGAACAACGCCACAACCUUCGCCGCAUCAUCCACUGGUAAUGUCGUGGCCACCAAUAACAUCAUCAACCAAAAGGCCGAUGCGUCGCGCUCUCUAUACCAGAUAUGCGUUUCUUUAAAGCAGCGGCUGGCCAAGGUUCCCGGCUUUGAGGGGUAUCUAGAGCAACUCAAUGAAAUGGCCGCCGAAUCCAUGGAGGGACCAGUGGAAUCUCUCUGGGAGCUGCUGCGAUCAGGGUUUCCACUGCUAGCUAUCUACAAUGCUCUCCAACCCGAAGUGCCACUCCAGGUCGAUGAACCCCCUGGAGCCAACAAGUCCAAGCUGGCAAAGAUUGCGAUCCUGAGAUUUGUCGAGGCUUGCAAAUCCAAGCUCAAUGUUCCCGCAGCUGAUUCUUUCAUCAUUACGGAUUUGACAGGACAGGACACGACGGGUUUCGUCAAGGUUACCUCUGUAAUCAAUUAUGUUCUUGAUCUUCUCGAGGUCAAGGGUCUUAUGCUCGAAGUUCAGCCUUAUCCCGAAGACGAUAUGAUGCAACCAGGCUCUCAAAUGAGCCACCGAGACUACGUUGUGCGCGAGAUGGUAGACACGGAACGGAAGUACGUCCAGGAUCUCGAGAACCUACAGGAUUUGAAGAAGACACUAGAAGAGAGGGGCAUAAUUCCAGGAGAUGUUGUGCACAACAUUUUCCUUAACAUCAAUGCCAUCUUGGACUGCCAACGCAAAUUCUUAAUUAGGGUAGAAACGACAAACUCAAUGCCGGCUGCCAGGCAAGAAUGGGGAAGCCCAUUUGUAGCCUACGAGGAGGUAUUCAACAACUGCUACCAGCCCUUCAUUGCAAACCAGAAAAAGGCUGGCAAACUAGCAAGUCAGGUGUUUGACAAGAUCCAGACGGCAGCACACGCUGUAGCCUGCGACUUGAACACGCUUGACGGGUUCUUGUUGAAGCCGAUGCAAAGACUGGUCAAAUAUCCACUUCUUCUGAACGAACUGCUCAAGAAGUGUGACGAUGAAACAGUCAGAGCAGACCUUUCGGCAGGUAUUGAAGCAGCCAGUCGCGUGCUACAAAAGGCCAACGAAGCAGUCGAUCGCGCAGAGCUCGACGAAGCACUGGAAGAAUUGAUGGGCAGGGUUGACGACUGGAAAAACCACCAAGUCAGCCAAUUUGGGAAACUCAUAUUGCACGGUGUUUACACCGUUAUCCCGGGCAAGAGUGAUCAAGAGAAGGACUAUGAGAUCUAUCUCUUUGAGAACAUCUUGCUUUGCUGCAAAGAGUUGCUCCCAGGCAAGAAUAAGGAUAAGAAGGACAAGACCAAGUCGACUGGACCGAAGGUUCGCAACAAAAACAAUAAGCUCCAGCUUAAGGGUCGGAUUUUUAUGACGAAUGUGACCGAUGUGGUAGCACUGUCGAAGACUGGUUCAUAUACUGUCCAAAUUUGGUGGAAGGGUGAUCCCGGCGUGGAGAACUUUAUCAUCAAGUUCCAGAAUGAGGAAAUGAUGAAGAAGUGGGCGACCGGACUGGAACAGCAACGGAAGGAGAAGACAGGCCAGGUGCAACAAAGCCCGGAGAGACCGGCAACGAACUUCACGUGGAUGGCUUCCCAGAGUAGUGGACUGGAAAACCCAUACGCCGAGAAGGACGAUGAUGAUGAUGACGAUUCGUCCACUUUGAUCGCACCGUCGGGGACUGCCACGCCGGCUGCGUACAACCCGCCCAUGGCGUUACCUGGAACAAUGCCGCGCAAUGCUUCGAGCACCAGCUUGCGGACACGCUCAGCCACCAACGACAGCUCGCAAUCCCUGGCAGGCAUCGCUCGAGCACCGCCGUCGAGCUUCCCCCUUCUUCAGCCUCCCACCCCAUUGAACAUCCAGACCAACCAGGCCUCGCCACUUCGUGGUGCCGAGUCCUACUUUUCGCCAGUAGCCGAGUCUCCAGCGUCCAGCAGGACGAGUACCACAAGUGGUAUCUUUUCCCAGACAGGUUAUCCAUUUCCGAAAACGGGCACACCGCAACCUGGAUGGGCACCCGAGGAUAGCAAUCGCUAUACAGCCCCUGCCGCACCCCGAGCCCCAUCAAGAGAUGGGUCUACUCCAAACAAUGCGUAUGGCAUGGUUACCGCAAAUGGACGGAACCCCCGAGGUCCAUCCAUGCCAGUAAUGCCUCGCGAACGUGACUCGGCGCACGCGGCCCAGUUACAGCAGCAGCGCAGCCGUAGCUAUAGUACGCCUGACAUCAAUGGGCAAGCCGCCCGAACUGGCCAGUCCGUUCCAGCAGUCCCAGGAAUCCCUGCUCAUUUGAACCAGGGCCAUCCACCUCACCCCAUCCAUGUACGGCAUGACUCCAAUAUCCCAAGGAGCAACACGGGCAGCCCCGCAAACGAUCUGCCAUUGCGCACAAACACCAGCUCCCCAGGUGCACAACGUCAACGACAGUAUGGCGGCAUGGCGCAGUUCCCAACACAACCUGUUUAUCCCCGUCAAGGUACACCCGGCAGUGGUGCCAACAUCCCACCACCGGCCGGCCCUCCGCCUCCUGGACUGGCACCGUUGGCUCCCGUUGACCCUUCGAGGCCCGUUGCCCCUGGUCUGGUAACGGCGCCGAUCACCUCCAGCCAAUCCAUGGUUCCUCCCACGCCAGACACUGCCUUUUCCAGUCAACUCCGGGUAAGGGUCAACUACGAUACCGGCAACUACUUUACUCUUAUCGUUCAUUUUGACAAGCUCAACUACGUGAACCUGAUUGACCGCAUCGAUCACCGGCUCAGCAAAUUCACCAACAGCAGCAUCUCUAAGGGAGAGCUGAGGUUGCGAUAUCGGGAUGAAGAUGGCGACUUUGUGACCAUUGAAAGCGAUGAGGACAUCCAAAUUGCCAUUUCCGAGUGGCAAGAGGGCAUGCGCGGUUCUCAAGGCAUGGAUGAGAUUGAACUUUUCUGUGUCGGUGAGAUGUAAACCACCAGUCAAACUAUUCUCUUCUCCUUUGCCUGACACGCAGAAGGAUGGAGCAAUUCGCUCUUAACCACUAUCUCACGCAGCUUACCACACUAUACAUCUCGCCCUGGGACGACACCCAUACACAGUGCCUUCCUAGAGCUCUUUCCUUUGUCCUGUUCUCAAAGCACACACAUCGCAUUAUCUCAUACCCUCCUUUCUAUCAUCAGCCUUUUUUUGUUUUCUUCGUUUUAUUCCAAUCUUUGCGCGGGAUUUUCAUCAUCAAACUCAUAGAGGAGCGAUCGGUUGAAUGUUUUUUAUGUCUGGUUGCUUUUUUGAAUGGGGUUUGAGACGGAGAAGAGGAGAGGGACGUGGUUACAGCAAGAGGGGGAGGAGGAUGAACACUUCAGCGUCGACAGUAUACCACAUCACCAGCAAAGCCAGCACACCACAUCACAACACCACGACACUGCUGCUUGACGGCCGACAGGAUCAUCAUUCCACCGCAGCACCACAGCCAAAACCAUGGCACAGCUUACCUUGACAACACCAACGAAGAUGGACACCAUAACACCACAUUAUAGACACAAACCAUAUCCCAUACUGUGUCAUUCUUAUUCAGGAGGAGACCUUUGCUGAGGUGGAGCGUGUUCGAGGCUUUUUGGGAGGGGGCCUUGGUUUAGCUGAGGGGGUUUCUCCUUGUUUUUAUUUUCUUGGAGAUCCAAAACAGACGUUCAUUUUUUUUCUUUUCGUUUUCUUUAUCUUUAUUUGUGGGGUUAGGGAGGUAUGGUUGACGCGGUGGCUAUGGUUAUUUGUUGUGGUAGUUGAGAAGUUAUAAGUGAUGAUGAGGUAAUAUUAAGGGGGGAGGAACAGUGGAAGGUGUUGGGAGGGGUGUUGAUGAUGAUGAUGUUGUUGUCAUUGUUGAAUGUUGCUAGACUCUUUUCUUUUGGUCUUUUUUUUUAUAUCUUGCGUUCGUACUUUGUUCGUACCAUGAAUACCCAGUUAUUUUUUGUUGUUUUUUGCAGCGUUGGUUUGCUGUGGUGUGUUGUUGGGGGCUGAAGACGCUUCUUAUGUGAUCAUGGAUGAUGUGAGGAUGAUGAUGUAUGAGCGGAUGGGUGACACUCCUUUGCGGAAACGUCUUUGGUGGGGGGCGGGGGGGUAUUGACACUCAUUUUUACCUUGAUUCUGGGGGGAAAAUAUUUCUGUGGUGGUUUGUAGUGUUGUUCUUUUAGAGAUGGGUACCUAUUGGAAUUUUGGAAGACGUUGGUUUGAUCGAGGGGGUACCUACCUAGAUUUACAAUUUUGUCAGUCUUGAUAUAUACAGAUGAUAAAGGUUUUGAUUUGGGU